Molecule: messenger RNA, 1701 nt
Organism: Gigantopelta aegis
Lineage: Eukaryota; Metazoa; Mollusca; Gastropoda; Neomphalida; Peltospiridae
Exons: 10
Coding region: 334-1491 (385 amino acids)
Source: RefSeq, a predicted model, not a curated record
CUGGCUCUUUCAUCGCAAGUUGCUUCUAUUGCUGUUCAGCCGUCUGGAUCGUUCGACUGUCGGCGGAACGGCGUGGCCUGUCUUCACGGCGGAACUUGUGACGCAGGAGGAUCGUGUUCAUGUACUACAGACAGAACGCACUUUGACUGCUCUUUACGUAAAUCCGAAGUUACGGGCUCCGCAGAUUGUGACCCAGAAUGUGACCAUGGAACUUGUAUAAAAGUAGACGACGGAAGUACCGACUGCUCUUGUGAUGUUGGAUGGUCAGCAGUAUCGAGGACGGACAACAGAUGUAGUGCAGGUCUCCACAAAGUGAUCUGUCUCCCCGACAGGAUGAUCGUUAACCUGAACCCAUACGCGUAUGCAAAGAUGUAUGCGUGGGACAAACCUGAAUGUGAUUUUGAUCUCAAUCACAACGGCAUGAAUCCAGAUCGAACUGAAUUUGUAGGCGGAAGAGGAAAAGAUAUCCCCCAUUCUGGGGAUUCCAAGUGUGGUAGCAUCGUGCCAGUCACAGAGACGAUUGGCGAUACGCAAUACACAGUGUACAAGCGUGACUUUGUUAUUCAACAUAACGAAGACUUCACCAGUUCACUUGACGAGAUCGUCACUGCCAUGUGUUACUUUGACGCUUCAGGCAUUUCAGUCACUUCCGACAUAAGCACUGUCAGUCUGGCCAAGGCUAAUCUGGGAAGCACGAGCAUAAAGGAAGAGUUUUCGCCAGUUACACUUUCUCUUCAAGUCGAUGACGCUAUACCUGGCAACAGUGUUAAUGUCGGACAAAAACUGUCCUUCACUUUAACCGUAGGGUCAGAAUUCAGCGAAUUGUUUUUGAAAGAAGUCAAAUUGGAUAACGGCAAACCAGAAGCGGAUGAUAUGUAUCAAAGUUUCAAAAUUCUGGAAAAUGGAUGCAAAAGUACGACAAAGGGAAAGGAUGUGUGGAUAGCUCACCCAACUCACCCAGAUGGCGACAACCAAGUCGUGCUGUUUGAAGUCAAGGCGUUUGUGUUCACAAAGGCUACUGUUCUGAAAGCGAUUUUCACCACGAAAGUCUGUGCUACAAGUGACAGCUCCUGUGAUGCCGUGUGUAUUUGUGUAUCUCUCUUUAUGUGUAUAUGUAGAGUGAAACCCGUCGAAACCGUGCACCCUCCUGACCAAAUUGACUGUUCUGGUCAGCAAUCAAGUGGGAGAAGAAAGCGAUCGACCGAUGACGGCACCAACAACACUUACGUAAUCGACGAAACGGUCAGAGUUAUCUACCCUGGAAGAAAGGGUGUGUCGGUGACAAAGACUGGAGAACGCCGUCAAGAAGAGGGAUGUGAGACCAGUUCGGCCAUGAUAGGCACCGUGGCUGCUCUAGCAGGAGUUGUCUUCCUUUUGGUUGUUCUUCUCCUCGCCCUCGUGGUGCGGUCAUUCAGAAGAAAUAACCGCAACUCACGAGCUGACAAGAUGGAUGGAGUUAUCUCCCCUUACUUCACUAAAGACUCACAGUAAACUGUCAAACAAAAAACAAAAAAGAUGUUGACAUAUGUAACCGUUUAAAUGCUCUAUGUGUGUAUAAUACUUAGCACACACAUGCAGAUUAAAGGGACACACCCUAGUUUUUAAACGCUAAGGCAUAUUUUGUACUAUUAGAGCCGUUUUUGAUAACUGAAAUCAUAUUUUACUUAGAUUGCAUUGUUUAGAUUAUUCAUUUCCGAACAU